CCCCGAGGAGCCCCAGGGCCGCCCGGCUGCUGCUGCUCCUGGUGAUGGUGAUCAUGGUGACGGUGGUGGGCGCCCGGCCCGGGGCGCAGGCGACGAGCGGACACGAACAUGGCUUGAAUCCCAAUAGUGCUUUGUGGGAUAUGGAUUACAGAAGACUGUUGCACAGUAAGAAAACCCUUUCUGGGACCGUGGUCUCUUACAAACCCUCCAGCUCCUUCAGAAGCAGCUCUCUCCUGAGUUACCAUGGAAGGAGAAGUUUGCUUAGUCAGAACCUGAACCAGAAGCCACAAGAAAAGCAGUUGUCCUGUGAUAUGCUCCUUAAACUCUCCAGAUACAUUUUAAUGGAUAUCUUUAGACCUAGCUUGGCCUGGAAUCUCUUUCGGUUUCAUAACUGUGAUCGAGAAGUCAACCUGCCCAAAAUUCAUAUCAGCCUCCUCAAGGUGGCCCAGCACAAGGCGAAGCCGUUCCUGCUGCACAGGGUGCUCCGGCUCCUCGGGAACAUGGGAGUGGUGUUUGAAGCUCAGCAGUCCAAGGCCUUUUCUCUGCUCAAGAAGCAAAUGAUUAAACCAAGGAAAGCGCCGUUAAGGCCCGAAGAGGAGCAAAGUGGUAGGUACACAAGGAGGAGAUGUGGGUUUGGUAUCUCUUUCUGGUGCUGUCUGAGCGGAAUCGCGGGGCCGGGCAUCACUGGAUGCAACCCAGUGGUCUGGUCUGUGCCGGGAGGCGCACUCGGCGCUCGGGCUGAGCAAAAGGCAGGAUGCGGGGUGCUCAUCCCUGGGCGGGAGGGGCGAUAGGAGGGCGGGAUCCUGCCGGGCU
This is a messenger RNA of Corapipo altera (White-ruffed manakin), 813 nucleotides long. RefSeq lists its product as uncharacterized. The transcript is spliced from 2 exons. The coding region runs from base 45 to 791 and encodes 248 amino acids. Lineage: Eukaryota; Metazoa; Chordata; Aves; Passeriformes; Pipridae. The record is from RefSeq and is a predicted model, not a curated record.